Molecule: messenger RNA, 2062 nt
Organism: Phascolarctos cinereus (koala)
Lineage: Eukaryota; Metazoa; Chordata; Mammalia; Diprotodontia; Phascolarctidae
Gene: THG1L
Product: tRNA-histidine guanylyltransferase 1 like
Biological process (GO): tRNA modification
Molecular function (GO): tRNA guanylyltransferase activity; magnesium ion binding
Source: RefSeq, a predicted model, not a curated record
GCACGUGGAACCCAAAGAGUUCCCAGUCUUUACAGCUUACAUUUUUAUAACAGCAGAACAAAGGGAGGAGAGGAUACCGGUAAGGGGGAACAGUGCAGCAAAGGUGGGAAAAAAACAAGACCACUCCCCGUGGGGAGGAGCAAGGUGAUGGCAAAUGCCUCAUUAUUUUCCCUUGGGAACUGUUAGGCUAUGAAGAUAGGAGGGUCUGCUUAUCUGCAAAAGUCUCCAGUUGCACAAGCAUUAUCUCAGGCUGGAAAGUCUGACUUGCCUCUCAAGGACGCACAGGAAGUCCAGUUUGGGGCUCAACAACAAAUUGUGUCAGCUCGAGGGGAGCUUCGUCCUUGACACAUUCAGGGCCUCCCGCAUGCUCUGGGUCCAGUGUUUCUGAAAAAUAGGGCAACUCAAAAAGACAAGUUCAGGGGACCCCUUAACAAACUGGACUAAAAAGGAUGAGAAACUUGGCCAAGAGGAAGCUAUUAGAGACUUUCGUGAGUGUGGUUUCUGCGGAAAACUGAAGUGGCUAGUGAGAAAGCCCGGACAGAGCAAAUGGAAAUCCCCCCAUUAUACCUAGCGAGAGAUCAGGGACCAGACUGGAGAAGCAGAGACGGGAGUGAAACAGAAAGGUAGAGCGAGAAGAAGGUCCUCCAGGCGGGCUAGAGGAGCCAGGUCGGGAACAGACGCUUCCGGGGCGGGGCGUUUUCUUUUCUCCAGGCCGGAAAUGUGGGUUAUAAACACUGCCAUAGUCGCCUCUCGUGUGAGUUUGGCUGUUGCUCCCUCUUGCCGUAGAGUCGCCGUUAGCAGCAGGGUUGCUAUGGCGAAGAGCAAAUUCGAGUAUGUACGAGAUUUCGAGAUGGAUGACACAUGCCUGGCCCACUGUUGGGUGGUCGUGCGGCUAGACGGAAGGAACUUCCAUCGCUUUGCCGAAAAACACAACUUUGCAAAACCCAAUGAUAGCCGAGCCCUGGAAUUGAUGACCCAAUGUGCCCAGACUGUAAUGAUACAACUAGAAGAUAUUGUCAUGGCAUAUGGACAAAGUGAUGAAUAUAGCUUUGUAUUCAAACGGAAGAGUAAUUGGUUUAGAAGAAGAGCCAGUAAAUUUAUGACCAACGUGGCCUCUCAGUUUGCCUCCAGCUAUGUCUUCUAUUGGAAGGAUUACUUUAAGGACCAGGACCUUCUAUAUCCUCCAGCCUUUGAUGGAAGAGUUGUAGUGUAUCCUAGCAACCAGACCUUAAAGGACUAUCUCAGUUGGCGACAAGCAGACUGUCACAUUAACAAUCUUUAUAACACGGUUUUCUGGAUGCUGAUACAGAGAUCUAAAUUAACACCAGCACAAGCUCAAGAAAGAUUACAGGGAACACUUGCUGCAGAUAAGAAUGAAAUUUUGUUUUCUGAAUACAACAUUAACUACAAUAAUGAACCACCAAUGUACAGGAAAGGAACUGUACUCAUAUGGAAAAAGAUUAAAGAAGUUAUAUCAAAGGAAAUCAAGCUUCCGGGAGAAACAGAAGAAAAAAAAGUUGAAGUGACACGGACAAGGACUAAACCAGUUGCUUUACACUGUGAUAUCAUUGGUGAUGCCUUCUGGAAAGAGCAUCCUGAGAUCCUUGAAGAUGACAGCUGACUUAUUUGUCUUUUCCUUUGUUGUGGUUAUCCAUGCAGGCAUCGGAUUCUUGCUGGCUAAACUACUCUGACAUUAGUUAGAGCUCUGUGAAAUACACAUUGUAUGUAAGCAGCAAGAAAGAGCAGUUUUGGGGGGAGGGAGAAAGAGGUAGCACAUCCUACUCUUCUGAAAGCAGGGCACCUUUUUUUGUACCAUAGAAACAUGGUUGCAUUGCAAAAACACAAAUAAAAUUGUGUUACUGUUUUUGCAAAGCAGUUAGCUAUAUCUUGUAUAAUUAAUCUUUUUAGACUGUGGUAUAAAUCAUUUUAAAAACUGCCACCUACUCCUAACUAGCUUAGAGUUAGGACAUAGUGACCUUGAAAUUCUCACCCUUCUUAUCGAUCUGUGUACAUUUCUCCUUAGCAGACCUGGAAAUAAACACGAACAUGUUUAUGCGUUAUA